AUGAAGCUUUCUCUUCACUACUUCUUCCUGCCGCUGCUAUGUCUCCCAGGAGCCUUAGCCUGGGGAGCUCUGGGUCACGACACCACGGCACAUCUCGCCAGCCACUUUGUUUCCUCGCCAACCAGGGACUAUCUCAAACGUCUUCUACGUGACCAAGGCGACGACUACCUUGCCAAAGUAGCCACGUGGGCGGAUCAGAUCAGGGGCCUGGAGGUAUGGAAAUAUACCGGCAACUUCCACUUCAUCGAUGCCCACGACGACCCUGCCGGCGGCUCGUGCCAGGUCGACUAUGCGCGGGACUGCAAGGAGGGAGGGUGUAUUAUCAGCGCGUUGGCCAACUACACUGACCGGGCGCGUGACAGAGCCCUGCCUCGGAUAGAGCGCGAGAGGGCGUUUAAAUUCCUGGUCCACUUCAUCGGGGACUUGCACCAGCCGUUGCACAAUGAAGAUGUCGCAAGAGGUGGAACGCAAAUCAGGGUCCGGUGGCAGAAGCGCCAAUAUAACUUGCAUGCGGUUUGGGAUACCAGUAUCCUCGAGGAAAUCACACAACAUUUGGGCAAAGAUCCAAUGUCGACUGCCAUCCGGUGGGCAGAUGAACUAGCCAGGGAGAUUAGCAGUGGCAAAUAUGCGGCCGACAAGAAAGGGUGGCUGGAGAAUUUCCACCCUGGGAGUCUGAAUGUGACUGCCAUGGCGUGGUCGAAUGAAGCCAACCAUUAUGUGUGCACACAUGUCUUUCCGCCUGGACUAGGCCCCAAGCAAAUUACGCAGAAGAAUCUGUUCAGUAAUGGAUACUACCAACAAGCUGCUCCGAUUGUCGAGCGGCAAAUUGCUCGUGCGGGUUUCCGGAUGGCUGCGUGGCUAGAUGAUGUUGUCAAGUCGAUCCAGGCCGAGGAGGGCAGCAAUGAGACAGUUGACGAUGAGUUGUGA
Metarhizium brunneum ARSEF 3297 is the source of this 927-nucleotide messenger RNA. Its product is annotated as Nuclease S1. NCBI's taxonomy places the organism in Eukaryota, Fungi, Ascomycota, Sordariomycetes, Hypocreales, Clavicipitaceae. The record is from RefSeq and is a predicted model, not a curated record. Gene Ontology annotation, molecular function: nucleic acid binding; endonuclease activity. Gene Ontology annotation, biological process: DNA catabolic process.